UUUCCAUUGGUCACGUGUCUGCACUCCAGUCGGUCAUUGUCAUGUCAACGGUAAACAGAGGAGGAGGUGAGUUGAAGAGGCAGAAGCAGUCCGUUGGUUUACUUUGUAGUUUACAGGAGCCAAGAGAAACGACUAGCUAAACAUGUCGGAUGUUGGAUCAGAGGAUUUUGAUGAGGAUCAGAGUUACCUUGGMGAAUAUGAAGGGGACCGAAAUGAAGCUGGAGAGAGACAUGGGGUCGGGAGAGCUGUCCUACCCAAUGGAGACACUUACCAAGGAAUGUAUGAAAACGGGAAAAGGUCUGGCCAGGGGACAUACCGAUUUAAGAAUGGGGCCAGGUACAUUGGAGAAUAUUACCAGAACUUGAAGCACGGACAGGGUAUCUUCUACUACCCAGAUGGAUCCAAAUAUGAAGGCAGCUGGGUUAAUGACCAGCGCCAGGGCCAUGGCCUCUACACAUACCCCAACCAAGACACAUAUGAAGGAGAGUGGUUACACCAUCAAAGAAAUGGACAAGGUAUAUACCACUACAACGACACAGGUUCCAGGUACAUGGGCACGUGGGUGAUGGGCAAGAUAGAGUCAGCAGGAGAAUUCAUCCACCUGAACCACAGAUACCAGGGCAACUUCCUCAACAACAAUCCAUUUGUGUUUCAGCCCUCAGGCCCAGGGAAGUAUGUGUUUGAGAUUGGCUGUGAGCAGCAUGGAGAAUACCUACAGGUGGAUCAGCCUGCAUCAGAUGAGGAGAAUGGUAAACAUGGGAAAGCCCAGAAGUCCAGGUCUCCCUACCCUGGCCAUGGGGAGGGCUAUUUCUCCAUAGGGGCUUCAGGAGAGGAGGACAGAGGGGAUGCCGAGGAGGAUGAGAUAGUAUCCACCAUGGCCCUGAAGUGGAAGCCCAAYGCUGUCACGGGCCUGUCCCUCUGGACCCCAGCCAAAGAUCCAUCCUCGGACGGAGAAGGACUGGCCUCCGCAGACGAGAAAGGGGGAUCCAAACCUCCCACUCCAGAGACCUGAGACCUUGCCAGAUUCACAGCUUACGCACAGCAAACACACAUUUCAAUAAUAAAGACGUCUCUCUCAUAA
Messenger RNA from Salvelinus sp. IW2-2015, 1081 nucleotides. It is a transcript of the gene rsph1, whose product is annotated as radial spoke head component 1. Gene Ontology annotation, cellular component: cytosol. NCBI's taxonomy places the organism in Eukaryota, Metazoa, Chordata, Actinopteri, Salmoniformes, Salmonidae. The record is from RefSeq and is a predicted model, not a curated record.